CACUCAUACAUAGGCACUUCUCAGUCUCUCAGUCCCCUCUGGAGAGAGAGAGAGACGGAGAGUAAGAGAGAGGAUCUGUGUCUCUUCAUAUGCUACUUGUAGUAUUUACAGGCUUCCCAACGGUUCUUUCCUCCUUUUAUUUGGUUUGCCUCGUGACCUACUCUGCAAAAACACCACCUCCUCUCUCUUCUUCUCUCUCAAUCCCUCUGUUUUGUGCUGAAUUUUCACAGUAUAAUAUACACUUCUUCGGUUCCCUUUAUUGGGUAAAUUUCCUUUCUGAGAUAUUUCCAUACCUUCUUGCCCAAUACCCAGUUACUUGCCUUUGAGUAUCUGGUUUCUUUCUAGGGUUUUGGGAUACUCUGUUUUUUUAAGAGAAACAGUUGUGAGAGGAAAUAGGAACUUUUUCCUAAUUCUUAUGCAUAUCUCUGGGGUUUGCUUUCUUGGGUUUUUUAGAAACCUUUCUACUAGUGUCCCAUGAAGUCUUGAUUCCUUGUUCCAAUUUGGAAUUUCAGCAUAAAAAAGACCCAUUUCUCAAGUGUUCUACUGUGUCCCCCUUUCUAUUUUAUUCCCAAAACUGCUUGGCCUUUUCCUACUCUCAUUUCAAGCCAGUACUUUUGUUUCUUCUACUUUCAGGGUUUAGGGUUUUGCACCUUUUUUCUUUCUGUCUUCUUUUCGGCAAAGAUUUUGGCUUUUUUAGUCUUCCAAGUCUACUUGUUGAGCAGCCACAGCUCGAAUUCAAUCUGAAUUUUGGGUUUUACUUUAGUUCCUAAACUCUAUGAGUUCAUCUCCUCUGUUUCUUCUGGGCUUUAACUCAACAACCACCUGAAUUUUGGGGGUUUUCAAUUCAAUUCCUCUGCUUUUUGUUCCUCGAAAUCAUCCACAAAUGUCUUCGUGUUUCAGCGGCAGCGGAAGAACCUAUGCAUUUGAGCUUGACAUAGUCAAAUCCCCAUCCACAUCAACCCGAACAUCCACAUCUUCUCCUUCUUCAACUCUCUCAGAAUCAAGCAACUCGGGCCUCGCAAUCUCAACUCGAAAGCCCCGAACCCCUCGAAAACGCCCCAACCAGACUUACAAUGAAGCCGCCGCAUUGCUCUCCACAGCUUACCCCAACAUCUUCUCCACCAAAAACUUCACAAAUCCUCGGAAAUUCACCAAGCCCCACGACUCGUUCUUGGACCAAUCUGCAGAAUUGCUCUUGCCCUUCAGAGUCAUCGACGACGGAAGCUCCGGUUUCUUAAUCGGCGAGCCAAUCGGAGAAAAACCCAGUUCUCAGUUCGAGCCCAAAGCCCUGAUUUCGUUCGAAAAGAUGUGCCAGAGUCCUGGGGAAUUCGAUUCCCAGGCUAAUUCCAAUUCCAAUUCUAUGGAGAUGUGUGGAAGCUACCAUCACCAAGAUGAAGACUUCGAUGCCGAGUCGAUUCUCGACGAGGAGAUUGAAGAGGGGAUUGACAGCAUCAUGGGAAGUAUGAACGUGGACAUGGAUUCAGUCGACGAGUCUAACAAUGGCGGCGGUGGCGGUGGCCGUGGCGGGCAAAUGAAUUCGAACCCGAAUCCAAAUUCCUCGAAUUCUUGUUACGGGUAUCCGAUGGGGUUGGGAUUUGGCGGGAAAUUCGAAUUCGGGUUCGGGUUAAGAAGAGGGGGAGUGAGACCAUUGAGGCAUGUUGAUGAUGGGAAUUGGUGGAGCUUCCCCACCGUCGAUGUUCUUGAAAUCUCUCCCAGAUUCAACAAAUCUCAGUCUUCUUCUACCCCAGCUCCGGCUUCGGUGGCCUCGGCUGGGAAGAAGAAGAAAAAGAAAGUGGAAAAACUAUCGGUUUUGGAAGCGAAAGCCGCUGCGGAAUUGCCCAAGGAGACGAAUCCGAUUCCGAAGGCGGAGGAGCCUGGGCUGAUGCUGAAAUUGGACUACGAAGACGUUUUGAAUGCCUGGUCGGACAAAGCGUCGCCGUUUUCGGAGGAAAUGCCAGGAUCUGAUGUGCCCGGAAACGACGUCUCUGCCAGGCUGGCCCAGAUUGAUUUAUUCUCGGACGCCGGAGGACUGAGAGAGGCUAGCGUGCUGCGCUACAAGGAAAAACGGCGUACACGCCUCUUCUCUAAGAAGAUCAGGUACCAAGUCAGAAAAGUCAACGCGGAUCGACGGCCCAGAAUGAAGGGACGAUUUGUUAGAAGGCCUCAUUCUAGCACCAAUGGUCAAAGACAAAAGGAAAUAGCAUAAAUGCUUGUUUUGGAUUGUGGCCAUCACACUUCUGGUCUCUUUUUCCCUUUUUCAUUUUCUUGUAUUAAUUUCUUCUUUUAUUUUUAUAUUUCUCUCACACUAAGAAGCCAAAGAGAUGGAGACUAGUUAAGUAAAGAACGGGAGCAUGGAGAAUCACCAACAUCUUUUAGUCUAGGUUCUCAUUUUUAUACAUGUAUCUCUUUUUUUCUUUCUUUUUUCUAGUCUUACAAAGAUACUUAAUUUUCUACUUGGUUCUAAAGUCAUGCAUACCUUAUAGGUCAAGAGAUUUUGUUGUUG
Molecule: messenger RNA, 2503 nt
Organism: Prunus dulcis (almond)
Lineage: Eukaryota; Viridiplantae; Streptophyta; Magnoliopsida; Rosales; Rosaceae
Product: protein CHLOROPLAST IMPORT APPARATUS 2-like
Exons: 3
Coding region: 884-2206 (440 amino acids)
Biological process (GO): regulation of DNA-templated transcription
Cellular component (GO): nucleus
Molecular function (GO): protein binding
Source: RefSeq, a predicted model, not a curated record